Molecule: messenger RNA, 956 nt
Organism: Mercenaria mercenaria
Lineage: Eukaryota; Metazoa; Mollusca; Bivalvia; Venerida; Veneridae
Product: sarcoplasmic calcium-binding proteins I, III, and IV-like
Exons: 8
Coding region: 103-828 (241 amino acids)
Molecular function (GO): calcium ion binding
Source: RefSeq, a predicted model, not a curated record
CUGGUUACACAACAUAAUUAGCUGUAAGAUGUAAGGCUGUAAUGUGAACGCAAGCAGAAAGGUCAAAGACAGUUAGUUAGAGAGUUGAUAAGUUCCUGAACGAUGUCACUGUCUCCGUUCCAGAAAGAGAAACUUGAAUACUACUUCAACUUUUUCGAUUACGACGGCAAUGGACAGCUAGAACUGAGUGAUCUUGAUGGCUUUAUGAAGAAAGUGUUAGAAUUUACGGGAUGGCCGGAAUCAUCAGCUAAAGCACGAGAAUGUUAUGAAGUGCACGAGUGUUUCUUCUCCACUCUACUGGAAAAGAUGGACAAAACUAGAAAUGAGAAGAUCAGCAUAGACAAGUGGUUGCGAAUGUGGGAGAAGAUGAUACCCGGGUGUAUGUCCAUGAUCAACUUUCCUGUCUGGCUUCGGCUCCUUCCAAGAUCUCUUUUCAGAAUCAUUGACAAAAACCACGACGGGAAGAUAGAUGAGAAAGAGUUAGCGAAUUUCUAUGUGAAGUUUGUAGGGAUACCCGAAGAGAAUGUGAAAUUACUGGCGUCCUUCGCUAUGGAACAGAUGACAGACAAAGGCCGAUACCCGUUGACACUGGACAGUUAUAAUCAAAUUUUCGCCAACUUCCUGAUUGGUAAGACACCAUAUGGACCGGGUCGCUUCAUCUUUGGUUGCUUUGAGCAUAUGGCACAGAGGACCGAGUUCCAGCUGAUACAUGGACCUGGCGAGGACAUACUCGAUCCUGUAUUGGGACUGAAACGAUUGCAAAUAUCGCAAGGUUCUCCCUCCACGCCAAACUCUAUUGUCAAAGUGAAGUUCUUUAGAGCCGCUUGAGCACCUGACGAAAUGGCCACCUGACAAAUACAACGGAACAUGUGCCGUUUACAUUGACUGAUACAUACAACCAAGUUCUGUGUGAAUCGUUUAUAACUAAUCGUAUUCAAAAUAAAGUUCUAGCUCUU